This is a messenger RNA of Emys orbicularis (European pond turtle), 3678 nucleotides long. RefSeq names its product roundabout guidance receptor 4 (gene ROBO4). The coding region runs from base 1 to 3678 and encodes 1225 amino acids. The transcript is spliced from 20 exons. Lineage: Eukaryota; Metazoa; Chordata; Testudines; Emydidae. The record is from RefSeq and is a predicted model, not a curated record. Gene Ontology annotation, molecular function: protein binding. Gene Ontology annotation, biological process: cell-cell adhesion.
AUGCUCUCGGCACUCCUCCUGCUGGGCUUGGCUUCCCUCCCCUGGAGCUGGGGCUCCCAGGUGUGCCAGUGUCACUGCACCUGGCCAGAGGGACAGGGGAGGAGGGGCCUGCAGGGGCCCAACAGGCAGACGAGGCAGCUCCAGCACCACCAGCACAGGCAGCGGCACCGGCUGCGAGGGUCAAAGUCCCAUUCUGAGGAGUUCCCGCCCUACAUCAUUGAUCACCCAACAGACUUGGUGGUUCGUUGGGACCAGCCUGCCACCCUGAACUGCCGCGUGGCAGGGAGCCCGGCACCCACUAUUGAGUGGUACCGCAAUGGGGAGUAUGUGGAAACGAGCAAAGACAACGUUUAUUCCCAGCGCACCCUUCUGCCCGAUGGGUCGCUCUUCUUCCUCCGCCUCAACCAGCGGAAGGGCCAGUCCGACGAAGGGGUGUACACCUGUGUAGCCACGAACCACCUGGGCACAGCCAGCAGCAAGAACGCGUCCCUGUACAUUGCCGCACUGCGGGAAGAUUUCCGGCUGCAGCCCAGCAACCUGCUGGUGACGGUGGGGGAGCAGGUGCUGUUAGAGUGUGCGCCCCCGAGGGGGCAUCCCGAGCCCACCAUCUCCUGGAAGAAGGACGGGGUCCCCAUAAGCCAGAAGGCUGGCCAUUACGAGGUCUCCAGCGGGAAGCUCCUGAUGGUGCACGCCCAGAGAAGUGAUGCGGGGCUGUAUGUGUGUGUGGCUUCCAACCAGGCAGGCCAACGAGAGAGCAAAGCUGCCCUGGUGUCUGUCCUGGAAAAGCCAACGUUCACUCGCAGACCCAGUGAUAUUGUGGCCAAAUUUGGCAGCACCGUCCAGCUGGGGUGUGGUGUUGAGGGGGACCCACUGCCCAAAGUAUGGUGGCACAAGGAGCACGGAGAGCUGCCCUGGGGCAGGCACGAGGUGGACGAGGAGAACACCUUGCGGAUUCAUUAUGUGACGACGUUUGACUCCGGCAGGUACAUCUGCACGGCCCAGAACCAGGUGGGCACCGCCUCGGCCAAGGCCUCGCUCACUGUGCAGGACCCCCUGGACACUGGCCAGAGGGAGUGGCCGAAGGACGUCCCGCGGGAGAUGAUGGACGUCCAGCUGUACCUGGACAACAGCACUGCGCUCCCCUCCUCAUCCGCCGUCUACCUGCACUGGAAGGUGAUCCGCCCGUCCCAGCACACCGAGGGUCAUGCUGUGCUGUACCGCUCCCUGCUGCCGGUCAGCACGGACUGGGUUGAAUGGAAGGUGCCCAGGGAGCACAGCAUCAUCAUCCCAGCCCUCAAGAGAGGCUACAAGUAUGAGUUCAAGGUUCGGCCCUAUGCCGGGAAGGUCCAUGGCCCGGACAGCAACAUCAGGCACCUCUGGAUCCCGGAGGAAGUGCCUAGCGCAGCUCCUCAGCAUGUCACCAUCACGGCAGUGGAGGAUGGGAAUGGCACAGCGCUCAUCAGCUGGGACCCCCCUCCCCACCACGCACACAACGGCAUCAUCCGGGGCUACAAGGUCUGGUACCUGGGCAAUGAAACUCACCAUCGCUCUAACAGGACCGUGGAUGGAGGGACACACAGUCUGGAAACAGUCUUGCUGCCGGCUGGGGUUAAAUACUGUAUCCAGGUGGCAGCCUUCAAUGGAGCUGGGCUCGGGGCGCCCAGCAAUGCCACAUGCAGCAGCGUAGAGCCCUUGGUGGGAAAGAUGGCCAGGACCCCGGCGGUGCUCUCCGUCAGCCACAUCCUGGCAGUGAUUCGCCAGCCUGUCUUCAUCGCUAGUGUGGGCUCGCUGCUCUGGCUCGUGCUGAUGGUGCUGGCUGUCUACCUGUGCCAGCACCAUGCCAGGCAUUACAGCCGAGAACAGCAGCAUGCCCUGGGCAAAGGUCUGUGCCGAUACUCCAGUGAAGACACCAUCGUCAAGCACAGGAUGGACGUGAGUGACUCCCCGUGGCUGGCUGACAGAUGGAAAGCCACCUCCUGCUCCAAGACCUUCAGCAGCAGCAGCAGCAGCAGGUCGAGCAGCCAGCUCCUGUGGUCUGAGACCAAAGACAGCCUGGACUUCCACCGCUCCACCGUGUCCUUUGACAGGCCAAGCCAGAGCUCCCAGAUCCUGGCCGUCCCACGGGGGCCCGACAGCAGCAGCCUGUACAGGGUGCUCUAUGUCGACCUUCCUGCCAAGGACAUGCAAACCUUCCACCGCCCUCCGCUGCCCAGCACCCCUGGCCCUCACCGCAGAGCCGCGGAGCCCGGGGGACCCACUGACCCCAGGCUCGGGCCCCGUUACAGGCAGAGCCUCGGCAUGGAGAGCGGCUGUGCGGGGGGAGCCGAAAAGAGAGGGCUGUGGAAGCCAGCGGGCCCCGGGCCCCCCGGCCUCACCCUGCAGGGUCCCUUGGAGAGCAGCAGCAAGAGAGAGCUGCAGCAGGCGCACAGCACCCCUGUGCUGUCACCCAGCCUCCCGGCAUACUCCACCAGCCCUAGCAGAGCGCCCAGCACCAGCAGCUCAGGAAAGCGUCACGCAGGCAAAGGAGAGGAUACCAAAGUGCUGAAAACCUUCAGCUCCCCCAAGCUGCUGCAGUCCAGAGGCUCACUGCACGGAACUGGCACAUUGCCCCCCCCUCCAGCUCCUCCCACUCCGCACGGCCCCCAGGGCCAGGGCAUGCUGCCAGAGAGCAGAGACGGAGGGGAGGCAGCCAGGCCUUUCCCAGCUGGAGAGUUGCAGCCAAGCACAGAGAACACCCUUCGGAGUGUGCUGCCCUCACCCUCGCUGCCCUACCGCGCUGCCUCUCCCGCACCCUCGCUCGGCGACGACGGGGAGGCCGUGCUGACACCGGACCAGGUGGCCGCGUACCUGGAGCUCAGCGCGGAGGCCGAGUGCCAGAGGCACCGGCAGGAGAGCGCCUUCUCCCCCCCGCACACCUACGGGUACAUCUGCGGCCCGCUGCGCUCCGAGCUGGGGGCGGGGCCUGCCCCCGAAGAGGACGACGACCCCGACGCGGAGGGGGGCGGCUGUCAGUCCAUGCCCUUCUUGCACCGGUACUGCCGGACGCCCUCGUCCAGCCGCAGCGAGGCGGAGGGCUCGCUGGGUGGCUCCCUGCUCAACGGCUGGGGCUCGGUCUCCGAGGAGAACUUCACCAGCACACGCUGCAGCCUGGUCAGCUCCUCCGACGGCUCCUUCCUCGUGGACGCCAACUUCGCGCAGGCCCUGGCCGUGGCCGUGGACAGCUUCUGCUUUGGGCUGAGCCCGAGCGAGGCCGAGCAGGCCUACCCAGACUUCUCGCCGCCCGCUUCCCCGCUGGAUGGGCUCCUUCCCCGUCCCGAGCGCUGGGAGGGUGCGGCGUGGGCUGGAGCGGAGCCCCUUCCCCUUCCCACCUGGGAGUGGAGCACCGGCUGGCUGGAGGACAUGGAGGCCAAGUACUCCCAGAGGCCCGAGGGGACACCUGCCGCUGAGAAGCCAGAGGGGAAGGCAGCACUGAACGGGACCCGGCCCCUCGCUGGGCCAAACGGUGCCUGCAUGGCGGAGUCCAGCAGCCCCACUGCGGGGACGAUGGGAGAGUGCCCGGCCCCCUGCCCUGCUGCCCACAGUCCCAUGCCAAACAGCUCUGCCAUUCCCAGGAGGGGCGAGAAGACCAGGGUCGUGCUGCAGCCGCUGGACGCGGGGGCGACAGGAGUCCAGGCGUAG